AUUUCCCUUCUCUCUUAGGCCUCAAGCAGCUCAAUAUGGGUCAAAGCUGUCUGCAAUGUACAAAAUAUCUGCUGUUCAUCUUCAACCUCAUCUUUUGGCUGGGCGGCUGCGGGUUGCUGGGAGUUGGCGUGUGGCUCAUGGUGACGCAGGGAAACUUUGUGACCCUCUCCUCGUCCUUUCCUUCUCUCACCGCCGCCAAUUUCUUCAUCGCCGCGGGCUCCAUCAUCAUGGUCGUGGGCUUCCUGGGCUGUCUCGGAGCGGUGAUUGAAAACCGCUGCCUCCUGCUGAGCUUUUUCGUGGUCCUCCUGAUCAUCUUCCUCCUCGAAAUGAUCAUCGGAAUCUUGUUCCUGUGUAACCAGGAAACUAUAAACCAGUACGCAAAGGAAGAGCUCAAGAACGGCCUCCAAUUCUACAACACAUCAGGAAACGCUGGGCUGACCAAUGGCUGGGACAUCGUGCAGACUGAUUUCCGGUGCUGUGGUGUCGUUCAUUACAAGGACUGGUUCAGCGUCUUAAAUGGAACCAAAGUGCCUGCUUCCUGCUGCUUCAAGCUGGUCCACAACUGUUCAACUAAUCCUAACACCUGGUGGAAAGAUGCCUGCUAUGAAAAGGUCAUCGAGUGGUUGAAGGACAACGUUGUGGCUGUCUGCAUCUUUGGGCUUUGCAUCCCAGUGCUACAGAUACUUGGGCUGAUUUCAUCGUUGGUGAUGUACUGCCAGCUUGUGAAGUCUGAGAAGCAAUACAGCUGAAGUAAAGCCAUCGUUUUCUCCGAGUCUCCUUGGACUCCUGCCUCUGGGAAUUCUGAGAUUUAGUUCUCUGUCCUGUACAUAGGCUCUCAUCAAAUAGACAACUGAAUGAAUGAGUACCCUCGACAGGGCUGUAAGACCUCCUGCAGCAUUUUAAAACCAUUAUUAAAAAAAAUUAUUUGAAUUUAAGAUUCCUUGCCAAAAAGAGAGAGGAAACGCAGACGCUGUUGAGUUAUUUAAUCCAUAGGUGCUGUAAUUAGAAGCUGCAAUGUUAUAACUGCUUCCUAAUGACAUCACGUGCGAGGUCCAGUUACGCUCUUUGUCAAAAGCCCCUCCUCAAGAACGUGCACUGUACACGUCUCUAAAGUUAGUAGGAAAGUGCUUUCACUGUCGGAAUGUGUAUAAUAAACCUGUUUUUGUAAAAAAA
Rhincodon typus (whale shark) is the source of this 1173-nucleotide messenger RNA. RefSeq names its product tetraspanin-4. The record is from RefSeq and is a predicted model, not a curated record. Lineage: Eukaryota; Metazoa; Chordata; Chondrichthyes; Orectolobiformes; Rhincodontidae. Gene Ontology annotation, cellular component: membrane. Bases 36 to 749 code for a protein of 237 amino acids. The transcript has 7 exons.